Danio rerio (zebrafish) is the source of this 3463-nucleotide messenger RNA. Lineage: Eukaryota; Metazoa; Chordata; Actinopteri; Cypriniformes; Danionidae. The record is from RefSeq and is a predicted model, not a curated record.
AAGAGAACAAUUGGAGUCAAAGCAAUGGAUAAUAUGUUACAGAGAAUUAAAAAUCAGCACAAAACCAGCCUGAAAAAUAAGUAUGAGAGAUUAUUUGAAGGAAUCGAAGUAAAAGAGACUGGAACCCACCUGAACCGGAUCUACACCCAGCUGUACAUCAUAGAGGGAGAGAGUGAAGGAGUGAAUGAAGAACAUGAGGUUUUACAGAUGGAGAAAACAGCCAGAACAAAACACUCCCAACACACUCCAAUCUACUGCAAUGACAUCUUUAAAGAGGAGAAAGAGCAAAUCAAGACUGUUCUUACUAAAGGCAUCGCUGGAAUCGGAAAAACCGUCUCUGUGCAAAAGUUCAUUCUGGACUGGGCCGAGGGAAAAGCCAAUCAGGAUGUAGAUUUCAUGUUUGUGCUUCCAUUUCGAGAGCUGAACUUGAUCAGAGAUCAUCAGUACAGUCUUCACACACUUCUGCUGGACUUUCAUCCUGAACUUGAAGAUCUGGAGCCCAAGAUUUAUGAGGAGUGUAAAGUUGUGUUCAUCUUUGAUGGUCUGGAUGAAAGCAGAAUCACACUGAUGUUUUCAGACGCUCAGAAAGUUUGUGAUGUGACUGAGACUUCAUCAGUGGCUGUGUUGAUGUCAAAGCUGAUGAAAGGAGAGCUGCUUCCCUCUGCUCUCAUCUGGAUCACCUCCAGACCAGCAGCAGCCAAUCAGAUCCCCUCCAAAUACAUCAAGCGUCUGACAGAAAUUCAGGGAUUCACUGAGCCUCAGAAGGAGGAAUAUUUCAGGAAGAGAAUCAGUGAGCAGCAUCAAGCCAGCAGAAUCAUCUCACACAUCAGAAGAGCAAGAAGCCUCCACAUCAUGUGCCACAUACCCGUCUUCUGCUGGAUCUCAUCCACUGUGCUUCAGAAGCUCCUGGAAGAAGAUCUGAGUGCAGAAAUCCCUCAAACUCUGACUGAAAUGUACAUCCACUUCCUGCUGAUUCAGAUCAACAUGAGGAAUCAGAAGUAUGAAGAGAGAGAUCCAGAGAAACUCCUGCAGUCCAACAGAGAAGUGAUUGUCAAACUUGCUGAAGUGGCUUUCAGACAGCUGAUGAAGGGCAAUGUGAUGUUCUAUGAGGAGGACCUGAUUGAGAGCGGCGUAGACGUCUCUGACGCCUCAGUGUAUUCUGGGAUUUGCACUGAGAUCUUUAAGGAGGAAUCUGUGAUUCACCAGAGGAAAGUCUACAGCUUCAUCCAUCUGAGCUUCCAGGAGUUCCUCGCUGCUUUCCAUGUGUUUUACUACCACAUAACCUGCUCCACAGAGGCAAGUUUAGAUUCACUGCAUGAUUUGCAGAAAAGAAUUAUAAAUAAAUCCAUUGAGAGUGAGAACGGGCAUCUGGGUCUGUUCCUGCGGUUCCUGCUGGGCGUCUCACUGGAGUCCAAUCAGAGACUCUUCCAGGAUCUACUGACACACACAGAGAAGAGCUCAGAGAGCAUCAGGAGAAGCACACAGUACAUUAAAGAGAAGAUCAGAGAUGGACAUGGACUCUCCACUGAAAGAUCCAUCAAUCUGUUCCUCUGUCUGCUGGAAGUGAAAGAUCAGACUCUGUCCAGAGAGAUUCAGGAGUUUGUGAAAUCAGACAAACAGUCAGAGAAGAAACUCUCUCCUGCUCACUGCUCAACAAUCGCCUACAUGCUUCAGAUGUCAGAGGAGGUGCUGGAUGAGCUGGAGCUCCAGAAAUACAACACAUCAGAUGAGGGCAGAAGAAGACUGAUACCAGCCGUCAGCAACUGCACAAGAGCUCUUCUUGCUGGCUGUAAUCUCUCUGCUCAGGAUUGUGAAAUUGUGUCGUCAGUUCUUCAAUCCUCAAACUGUGUCCUGAGAGAGCUGGACCUGAGUAACAAUGACCUGCAGGAUUCAGGAGUGAAGCUGCUCUCUGAUGGACUGAAGAGUCCAAACUGUCAGCUGGAGAUACUGAGGUUGUCUGGCUGUAUGGUGACAGAGGAAGGCUGUGGUUUUCUAUCUUCAGCUCUGAGUUCAAACCCCUCACACCUGAGAGAGCUGGAUCUGAGCUACAAUCACCCAGGACAAUCAGGAGUCCAGCUGCUCCAACACACACUGCAGAAACUCAAUUUGGAUCAUGGAGGACAUUUUAGGAUCACACCAGGCCUAAGAAAAUAUGCCUGUGUUCUCACUCUGGAUCCAAACACAGCACACACUCAUCUUGUUCUGUCUGAAAAGAACAGAGAGGCCAGAAAUGUGACAGAUCCUCAGCCGUAUCCUGAUCAUCCAGAGAGAUUUAAGAUCAAUGAGCAGGUUCUGUGUAGAGAGCCUCUGACUGGACGCUGUUACUGGGAAGUGAAAUGGAGCGGCUCUGGUCAUAUUGGGGUGGCUUAUAAAGCCAUCGACAGGAAAAGUGGGCUUGACUCUUGGUUUGGGCUCAAUGAAAACUCUUGGAGUCUGUACAGCUGUGAUACGAUUUACACAGUCUGGCACAAUAAUAAGAGCGCUGAUAUUAUUGCUCCUUCAGCUUGUACCAAUAGAGUAGGAGUGUAUGUGGAUGUGCCAUCUGGCUCUCUGUCUUUUUACAGUGUCUCUGACACAAACACACUCACACACAUACACACAUUCAACACCACAUUCACUAAAGAGCUCUAUACAGGAUUUGGGAUUUAUCCUGAAGCUUCAGUGUCUCUGUGUCAGAUUUAACAAACACUUCAAAGCAAUUCAGAGACAUACAACAUAUAAAAAAAGGUCAAUAUUUCACCUGUUAUUAACAUUCUGAUAUGCACGCAAGGUCCAAAAACACCUUCAUUGUCUUAUAACAUGCUUUUACUGUUAUCUAAUUAUACAGAUGACUCUCAGUUGAUUUGUUCAGCGAUUCAUUUAUUUUUUUCCAUGAUGCUAAUCUGCGGUGAUUGGUUCAUUGACUCAAUGAGUCUGUUGUGAUUGGUCCACCACAGUUUAUCAGCAGGCAUAUGUGUGAGGCCAAUGCAGGAAAUCAUUAAAGCAAUGCAGUUAAACACCAGCAUAUUGCUCUUAACAUAACCCCAAGUAAUGACAAUAACAUUCAUUCAGUAUUGAUCCAUACUGCUGCAAAAGUUGAACUAUUUUGAAAAUUGCGCAGCUGAGGUGUGUUCUUGGCAAGGAUCAAACCGUUGAAAUGAAAGUUAAAUCGGUGCUUUCUGUGUCUGGUGUUUAAGAACAGUUGAUGAAGGACAAAGACAAACGGCAAAGGAUCUCGAGCACAGAACCGGGUUUAAACUAGCGGCUACACACUUUGUAUGUUUCAUGUGGUUUUAGAUGUGAUAUGUGAAUAGCCCCUUAAAGAGUUAACUAGAGAGAUAUAAUAACAAAGAGGCAACUGUUAAAUUCACAUUUACAGGUUGUGAUCCAGACGAUGAAACGGGUCAAUGUAAACUGUGUACUGACAGUGCCAUACAUUGGUAGUUUUUGGUGCUGAUUCUUUUUUUAAUAAAAAAGCUUGCUU